Messenger RNA from Oldenlandia corymbosa var. corymbosa, 2375 nucleotides. The record is from the annotation of a GenBank genome assembly. Lineage: Eukaryota; Viridiplantae; Streptophyta; Magnoliopsida; Gentianales; Rubiaceae.
AUUUGGAAAUUGUGUUAAUGCAUAAAAUUCAAACAAGUAAAUAACAUAGUAGCCCUGUGAAGGCCUGACAAUCCUCUGUGCCGGCCGCAAAAUAAAUUUCAGAUGUCAAUUUCGCUUGUAAUCUACGACGACUUUGUACUGUGAUCGUGAUCCAUGCUAACCAGAAUACUACGAUUUCAGCCAUAUUUUAAUUGUCUUGGAUCUAUGAAUGUGGAAUUGCUAAGUUUUAGGCCAUUCACAAGCUUUACAUGCUGAUUUGGGUAGAAGCUUUCGCAAAUUGGAGCUUUAUGUGACCUCUUUCAUGUACUUUUUCUGCAAGCUGAGAUGUAGUUUGAUCGUCCCUAUAGAGAAGGAAUUCAUGGAAAGAAACAGCCAAUAUUUUAUGUGAAAACAAAAAUUUCUUUAUUAAACCCUGGUCCCAAAGAAAAAAACCUCUUACAAAAUCUGUCUUCACUCAUGGAGUCAAAAAACUUUCACUUCUUCAACAAAGCUAUACCUCUGGUGCUGCUAUUUCUCGCAACCGGAUCUGUCAACCAUGGCGACGCGGUUAAAGGGUUCUCGAAAGGUGGUAAAGGGAAGUGGGAGCUUCUUCUGAACAGUUCUGGUGUUGUGGCCAUGCACGCGGCCUUAACACGCCACGACACGGUGGUUAUACUUGAUCAGGCUGAAGGCCAAUCAGAUUACCAUCUGCGAAGAAGGCUGAAUGGAACAAAAUGUGAAGAAACGCAUGCUGAUAUAGAAGACUCAUCUUGUUAUGCUCAUUCAGUGGAGUAUGACAUUCUGAGCAAUAAGAUCAGGCCUCUCAGCAUCCAAACUGAUACUUGGUGCUCCUCUGGUUCUAUAUUGAAUGAUGGGAGGAUUGUUCAGGCGGGAGGAUAUGGCGAUGGAGGGCGAAAAAUUCGCUAUUUUGAACCGUGUGAUGUAGGCAAUACUUGUGACUGGAGGGAAGCUGGAAAUCAUCUAGCAGAUAGAAGGUGGUAUGCUUCCACUCUGUCUUUGCCAGAGAAUGAUCAGGUCAUUGUUGUAGGUGGUCAAAGGAUUUUCACCUACGAGUUUGUUCCGAAAUCAUCAUCCGAGAGUAAGUCAUUCGAUCUUCCCUUCUUGCACAGGACCUACGAGAGCAAGAGUAAAGGUAAUAAUCUCUACCCUUUCCUUCAUCUUUCUUCUGAUGGGAAUAUAUUCAUCUUUGCGAAUCGAGAUUCAAUUCUUUUUGACUAUAAAAGAAGGAAAGUGGUCAAGACAUAUCCUAGAAUUCCAAUGGAUGGUUCAAGGAGCUAUCCUAGUACAGCCUCAUCAGUCAUUCUCCCAUUAGACCAUAAACAUAGCUUCCUAAAAGUCGAAGUCAUGAUAUGUGGAGGUGCUGUUCGUGGAGCGUAUGCAGCUGCUCGGGGAGGCAGAUUCUUGAAGGGCUUAAACUCUUGUGGUAGAAUGGUGAUCACAGGCAACAAUCACAAGUGGCGCAUGGAGAAAAUGGCCGGGCCAAGGAUAAUGAGUGACAUGGUGAUUCUUCCAACUGGUCAUGUACUGAUCAUAAAUGGCGCUCGACGAGGUUGCGCUGGAUGGAAACACGCAGCCUCCCCUGCUCUCCACCCUUUCCUGUACAAACCCGAAAAAUCUCCAGGAAGAAGGUUUAGUAUCCUUAAGGCCACUAAAAUUCCUAGAAUGUACCAUUCAACAGCCACUCUACUUCCUGAUGGAAGAGUUCUUGUAGCAGGAAGCAACCCAAAUAAGCGCUACGAAUAUACCAAUGUGAAGUAUCCCACAGAACUGAGAUUGCAAGCCUUUGUUCCUGAUCACAUGGACAGGAAAUUCAACCACAGAAGAGCGCAUAACGUGUCGAUAACCGCCAGCACAAAAGAGGGAAGUACUGUAGUAUAUGGAGGAGAAUUCGAAGUCCGUUUUCUGCUGAGGAAAAUCAACAGAAAUGGUGUGAAGUUUACUGCACAUUUUCCACCAUUUACAACUCAUUCUAUUUCCAUGAAUCAAAGGAUGCUGAAACUCAGAUGCAAGGAAAUGGUGAAGGAUAAAGAUGGUUGGGUGAAUGCAACAGUUGAGGCUCCUCCAUCUUCCAUUGUUGCUCCUGCUGGAUAUUAUUUGCUUACAGUUGUGAAUGGAGGAAUACCAAGCACCUCAAAUUGGAUUAGGUUUGCAAACAACUGAUGAUACUCUGUGUUGAAAGGAGUUUCUUUUCUUAUAUUCUUUUCUGUUGAAUUUGUAAGCUAAAAAGUUGAUCAGAAAAACAGGAUUCUUAGGUACAGUUAUUUACGUGAAAACUGAAAACAUAUACAAUGUCCAUGAAUCAAUUUCACAAGUCUCUUCUAUACUGGUAUCAAUGUAGAGGUUAGCUAAUAUUAAGCUCAAAAGAUGGUUUUGGC